GCUUGUGGAUUGUUUUCAAACUUAAUAUAUUUUUGGGAUGGUUUUAGUAGUAUAAAAUAAAAUAUACACCUCAAUUUAAUUGCGAAAUAUGCAUGUUAUGGAACAGCACAGGAUUAAAUCGGCUCCUCCUAACGCUUACUAUAUAUCCGAAUUCAUAUCAGAGGAUGAAGAAAAGUCUAUACUGUCAAACAUCUACGCGUCUCCGAAACCGAAAUGGACGCAGCUUAGUAACAGAAGACUUCAAAACUGGGGCGGGAUCCCGCACAGUAAAGGCAUGAUCGCGGAGACAAUUCCAACGUGGCUGGAUUCCUGCUUACAGACCAUUCAUAAUUUGAACGUCAUGGGAGGACACAGACCUAACCACGUUUUAGUAAAUGAAUAUUUAGCUGGGCAAGGAAUAAUGCCGCAUUUAGAUGGUUCUUUAUUCUAUCCAACUAUAACAACUAUUUCUGUAGGUUCUCACACUGUUUUGAAGUUCUUGGAACCCAGUGAAGCUGAAACGGUUCCUAAACCCGUGUUCUCAUUCCUAUUGGAACCUAGAAGCUUAUUGGUUCUCCAAGACAAGCUUUUCAGCCAUUAUUUACACUGUAUUGAGGAGGUGUAUGAGGAUAGUUUGGAUGAUUCAGUCGUAAAUUUAGGGCUUUGCUCCGAUAAAUAUGUGAAAGGAUCUGCUGUCAAAAGGGAGACAAGGAUAUCGCUGACAAUUAGACAUGUGCCUAAAACUAGUGCUUUUAAAAUUAAUAUUGGAAAUAAAAGAUAACAUUUUGA
Molecule: messenger RNA, 768 nt
Organism: Cydia fagiglandana
Lineage: Eukaryota; Metazoa; Arthropoda; Insecta; Lepidoptera; Tortricidae
Product: alpha-ketoglutarate-dependent dioxygenase alkB homolog 6
Exons: 2
Coding region: 89-760 (223 amino acids)
Cellular component (GO): nucleus
Source: RefSeq, a predicted model, not a curated record